Exophiala aquamarina CBS 119918 is the source of this 1764-nucleotide messenger RNA. RefSeq lists its product as uncharacterized. Gene Ontology annotation, molecular function: amino acid transmembrane transporter activity. Lineage: Eukaryota; Fungi; Ascomycota; Eurotiomycetes; Chaetothyriales; Herpotrichiellaceae. The record is from RefSeq and is a predicted model, not a curated record. Gene Ontology annotation, cellular component: membrane. Bases 1 to 1764 code for a protein of 587 amino acids. The transcript has 2 exons. Gene Ontology annotation, biological process: amino acid transmembrane transport.
AUGAAAUAUGUCGACGCUGACCAGGUCGGCCCACACGACGGUGGAACGGGAUCCCCUGAUGGUCUGGACAAGGAAGACAGCCGAUACGUCGAGAUCGAACCAGGUGAUGUCUCCGACAACGCCGACCAGCUGCAGCGCCGGCUCAACAACCGGCAGAUCCAGCUCAUCGCCAUCGGCGGUUCCAUCGGCACUGCCAUCUUCGUCAGCGUCGGCGGCGCCCUGGCGAAAGGCGGGCCGAUCAGUCUGCUCCUGGCCUAUGUGAUCUAUGCCUGUUUCCUGGGCAUGGUCAACAACGGAGUCGCCGAGAUGACCAUCUUGCACCCUGUCUCCGGAGGGUUUGUGCGAAUGGCUGGAAAAUGGGUUGAUGAUGCAUUUGGCUUCGCGGCCGGGUGGAAUUUCUUUCUCUACGAGGCCCUGAUCAUUCCGUUCGAGAUCACGGCGCUGACUCUCGUCAUCUCCUUUUGGAGCGACAACGUCCCUGCCGCGGCCGUUUGUGUCGGCUGUAUCGUAUGCUAUGGCGCAAUCAAUGUUCUGGCGGUCAGAGCCUACGGCGAAGCUGAGUUCUGGCUAUCUGGCGGCAAGGUGAUCCUGAUUUUCAUGCUUUUCGCCUUCACCUUUAUCACCAUGGUGGGAGGAAAUCCCCAGAACGACAAAUAUGGCUUUCGGUACUGGAAGAAUCCAGGCCCCUUUGCAGUGUACCACACUACUGGCGACCUCGGGCGCUUUGAAGGCUUCCUAGCUUGCCUUUGGAGCGCUGCAUUCACCAUCGUUGGCCCCGAAUAUGUGAGCAUGGUGGCUGCAGAGGCGAAGCGUCCUCGUGUUUAUAUCAAGUCCGCCUUUAAGACGAUGUACAUUCGGUUCGCCCUGUUCUUCAUCGGAGGAGCACUCUGUGUCGGGAUCGUGGUUGCUUACAAUGACCCUACACUUGUGGCGAUCGUCAGUGGCACGUCUGGCGGCGGAGGCACUGCCGCGGCUUCUCCCUACGUUAUUGCCAUGGGAAAUCUCGGGAUCGGAGUGUUGCCUCACAUCACUAACGCGUUAUUAUGCACCAGUAUCUUUUCGGCCGGAAAUACCUAUACUUAUUGCGCUAGUCGGACCCUUUAUGGGCUUGCCCUCGAGGGCCGCGCUCCGAAAUUACUGCGCAAAUGUACCAAGGGUGGAGUGCCUAUUUAUUGCUUUCUCAUCACUAUGUUAUUUCCCUUCUUGUCGUUCCUUCAACUCUCCAACAAUUCAGCGACGGUCCUAAAUUGGCUUAUUGCUUUGGUCACCGCCGGUGGAAUCCUUAAUUAUGUCAUCAUGUCGGUCACCUAUCUACGAUUCUUCUAUGCCUGUAAGGCUCAAGGAGUCGACCGCAGGCUUUUCCCCUACUAUGGCUACUUUCAACCUUAUUGUGGCUGGGCCGGACUUAUUUGGAUGUCUAUAAUCGUCUUUUUCUUCGGAUAUUCCAGCUUUACGCCUCCAGGUGUCGAUAAGUUCUUCAGUAACUACACUAUGCUUAUCGUUACACCUGUGCUGGGUGUAUUCUGGAAGCUGUUCAAGCGCACCAAGAUUGUGAAAUCCAGCGAAUGCGAUCUUGUCUGGGAACGACCAAUUGUUGAUGCUUACGAGGCUUCUUUCCUCUCACCCCCGAUCGGAUUCUGGAUGGAGAUGCUUCAAUUGGUCGGCAUUAAGCGAACCAAGAAAGACGAUCGACGAGGCUCAAUCCAAGCUAUUGUUGACCGCCGGGGUUCCGUUAUCUCCUCAAAAAGUGCGGAGAAGUACUAG